Rhincodon typus (whale shark) is the source of this 774-nucleotide messenger RNA. Its product is annotated as oxysterols receptor LXR-alpha-like. Gene Ontology annotation, molecular function: nuclear receptor activity; RNA polymerase II cis-regulatory region sequence-specific DNA binding; zinc ion binding. Lineage: Eukaryota; Metazoa; Chordata; Chondrichthyes; Orectolobiformes; Rhincodontidae. The record is from RefSeq and is a predicted model, not a curated record. Gene Ontology annotation, biological process: negative regulation of transcription by RNA polymerase II; positive regulation of transcription by RNA polymerase II; cell differentiation. Bases 241 to 774 code for a protein of 177 amino acids. The transcript is spliced from 4 exons.
CUGCAUAUAUCAAGACCACUCUCCGGGUCAAACAGGGACCAUCCUGACAGCAGCCUUCAGUUUGCCAGAGAGCCUGCGGUGAAAGCAAGAGUUCAACUCAAUUCUGCUGGAUAUCAGGACAAAGCAACUCACAGCUACUGGACUGGCAAUGUGAAAAUAGAGUCUGCGCUCUUGUCUCAUGCUAACCACAGCCUAGGGGAGCAACAUCGAGCAAAACGUAAGAAGGGUCCGGCUCCGAAGAUGCUGGGGAAUGAAGUAUGUAGUGUGUGUGGAGACAAGGCUUCAGGCUUCCAUUACAAUGUGCUCAGCUGUGAGGGCUGCAAGGGUUUCUUCAGACGCAGUGUGAUCAAGAGUGCCCAAUAUUCCUGCAAGAACAAUGGAGAGUGCCAGAUGGAUAUGUACAUGCGCAGAAAGUGCCAACAGUGCCGACUACGCAAGUGUCGGCAGGCAGGGAUGUUGGAGCAAUGUGUCCUCUCAGAAGAACAGAUCCGCCUGAAGAAAAUGAAGAAGCUAGAGGAAGAGGUGACAAAAACUGUGAGGGUGACCUCAAGCCCGCUGUCCAGCUGGGGAAUACCAAGACUUGAUGUGGGCCAAAUUGAGAUGAUCAGAAAGCUGGUUGCUGCUCAACAACAGUGUAACAAGCGUUCAUUCAGUGACCGACUGAAAGUGACAUUUGCAGAUGAUAAGAAAAUUGGUGGAGUUGUGGAUUGUGAGGACGGAUUUCAAAGGAUGCAGCAGGAUGUAGCACAGCUUCAAAGUUACGUGGAGAAAUAG